Guyanagaster necrorhizus is the source of this 580-nucleotide messenger RNA. RefSeq lists its product as uncharacterized. Bases 202 to 534 code for a protein of 110 amino acids. The transcript is spliced from 4 exons. Lineage: Eukaryota; Fungi; Basidiomycota; Agaricomycetes; Agaricales; Physalacriaceae. The record is from RefSeq and is a predicted model, not a curated record.
AUUGGCAGAAUUUUUGCCAGAAAGCCUACACGCUACUUCUGAUGUGAUUCAUUCCGUUCUAGGCCUUAUACCCGUUAUUGCCAAUGCUCUGAAGACAGGUGGUCUCCUACUUCUUGGCGACGGCGACUGGUUUGCCUUCGACGAAGACAGACGUCCCCUCGUUCCGUUUAUUUAUAACCCCGCGAUUAACGAACAGCGACAAUGCCACAAUCUACAGCCUGUCUACCGACCGAUAAACCAGAUGUUGCUGGAGCAAGUGGCCUUUUCCAUGUAUCUGCGCAGAGCUACUUCAGCCCCAUCAACUUGAGUGGUCGAGACUUGAAAAACGGGGAAGAAAUAGGCGUCAUCAUGAACCUAGAUAUGAAGGAAUUUUUCCGCAACCCAGUAGAAGCUGCAGCUAGAAGUGGUAUAACUUCCAGCAUGCUUCCCAUCUGGGAGGAGGAAUAUCUCAAGGAAUUCGACAGUCGGCGGUAUAAUAUCUGGCCCUAUGCCACGGCACGUAAAAUGGGUAUAUCUGCUGUAUUAGAUAAAUAGAUGUACCAUAGAGAUCAGUUUGAACAACUUGUAUAUAGUGCGUCUA